Molecule: messenger RNA, 1798 nt
Organism: Arabidopsis lyrata subsp. lyrata
Lineage: Eukaryota; Viridiplantae; Streptophyta; Magnoliopsida; Brassicales; Brassicaceae
Product: UPF0481 protein At3g47200
Exons: 6
Coding region: 305-1648 (447 amino acids)
Source: RefSeq, a predicted model, not a curated record
UCUUCCAAUGUAUAUAUAAAUAUUAAUACUUUUGAAAUCUAUUUUUAUAACUACAAGUUGUACCAUUUUAUUCAUUGACUUAAAUAAUCAUUGUCCUCCAUCAUUUUUUAUUAAUACUAAAAGACCCUUCUCUUUUUUAUAACUUACAAGUUGUAUCAUUUUAUUCAUUGACUUAUAUAUGAUCAUCUUCUUCUCUGUAAAAUUCUGUAAGCAAGAAAGAUCGUUAAGGGGUUAAGGAGAGACUUGAAUCGUCGUUCCAUAGCUCAUCCAUAUUACCAAAAAAAAAGUCUUUCACUUAUCGAAGAUGGGACUCAAUGAACCUUGCAUUUAUAGAGUACCAAGUCGGAUACGUGAUGUGAAACCUGAAGCCUAUACACCUCGUAUGGUCGUCAUUGGCCCACUUCAUCGUUAUCCCAAAUCAACUACCAUAGACGGGGCUGAAACUAGUAGCUAUCCAUGGCAUAUAAAACCAGAAUAUAGUAUGAUGGAAGCCAGAAAAAAGGUGUACUUCGAAACUUUUUCAAAAUAUGGAGAUGGUAUUGUGAAAAUGAGGAAAAUCGUACAAGGCGAGGAAAAAAAAAUUCGGGAUAGCUAUGAAGAAUCGACUGAAUGGAUACCAUCCGAAUACUUCGUGGACCUUAUCCUUCAUGAUGCUUUGUUCAUUAUGCAGUUCCUUCUUACUACGCGAAUUGGACGUUCAUAUGACGAGAUUCUGGGCCAAGAGUCAGUGGUUAGAAAUGAUUUAAUCUUGCUCGAGAAUCAACUUCCCUUUUUCAUCUUGGAUCGCUUGUUCAGUUCCGAUCGCUCUUUCAUGACCAAUGUGAUGUUAUUGCAUAGAUGUCCCACCAUUAAAGAUUUCAUCUUAAAUGCUUUUGGCCUAACAAUCGAAGAAAAUCCAAACUUCAAGCAUUUCACAGACAUGUUUCGGUACGUUUAUGAAAAAUCGCUAGACAACAUUCCAGGACAUGUGAAACUAACUCCCUGGAGUUGGCCACAUAACAUAGAGUUAAUGAACGCGGAUAAUCUAUCAAAAGGAGGAGUGAAAUUCAAGCCAUCAGGUCUUUUGAAUUUAUACGACCCUGCUGCCAUACCCAUGUCUAUAUGGAGGACGCCUCCUAUGCCUAAUGAACUCAAAGACAUAAAAAGAGCGAUGUUUGGGGUGUUUUCGUUGCAUGUGGAGUUUAAGAAAGGUAGAUUAACGAUGCUGAGUUUUCGUGCUAAUCAAUGGUUUGAUAUGGUUCUAAGAAAUGUAAUAGCAUUUGAGCAGUGCCAUGUUUCUCUAAUACCCUUUACUACCAACUACGUACAUUUCUUAAAUUUUCUAAUUACUUCCGAUAGAGACGUCGAGGUACUCAGCGAAGAAGGGGUGGUAACAAACAAUAUCGGUCGGGUGAGCUUGGUGGUGGACAUGGUGAACAAGUUACAGGUUGGUGUGAAAGUAGGGAACACCUCCCAAUACUUCUACAUAGCCGAGGAUCUCAGAGCUCACUGUAAAUCUCGAAGAAAGAGGUGUUGGGCGACUCUCAGAAAAGUCUACUUCAGCGACUUAUGGACCGGAACAGCAACUUUAGCCGCAGCGUUUCUCUUGCUUUUGACUCUGGUCGGAACGGUUGCUUCUGUCAUCCAAGCUUACAAAAGCUUCAAGUAAACUACAUAUGCUUUAUCGUCCAAAACUUUUUUCCAAGUUUUAUUUAAGCUUAUUCAUGUACUUUGGUGACUGGUUGUUUAUUUCUCAAAAAGAUUGUGUUUUUUAACACGGGACAAGACUAUGGAAUUUAUACAUUACUAGAUUUUGUAA